Molecule: messenger RNA, 1032 nt
Organism: Musca vetustissima
Lineage: Eukaryota; Metazoa; Arthropoda; Insecta; Diptera; Muscidae
Gene: CtsB
Product: cathepsin B
Exons: 2
Coding region: 1-1029 (342 amino acids)
Biological process (GO): regulation of catalytic activity
Cellular component (GO): lysosome
Molecular function (GO): cysteine-type endopeptidase activity
Source: RefSeq, a predicted model, not a curated record
AUGCGUCUCCAGUUAAUGAUAUUUGCCUUAGUUCUGACCCUAUGUCAGGGUCUAGACAAAGUGGAUAAUAUUUUGUCGGAUCAAUUUAUUGAAAUUGUUCGCAGUAAGGCCAAAACAUGGACCGUUGGAAGGAACUUUCACGAAUCCGUGUCAAUGGCCCACAUUCGCCGUUUAAUGGGCGUUCAUCCCGAUGCCCACAAAUUUGCUUUGCCUGAUAAGAAGUUGGUAUUGGGCGAGGAACAACAUCUACAAGAUGUCCAAAUACCGGAAGAAUUUGAUGCCCGUACGCAAUGGCCUCAGUGUCCAACUAUUAAGGAGAUCAGAGAUCAAGGAUCGUGUGGUUCAUGUUGGGCAUUCGGUGCUGUGGAAGCAAUGUCUGAUCGUGUCUGUAUUCAUUCGAAUGGUACGGUUCAUUUCCAUUUUUCUGCCGAUGACUUGGUUUCCUGUUGCCAUACUUGUGGAUUCGGAUGCAAUGGCGGAUUUCCCGGUGCUGCUUGGAGCUAUUGGACACGCAAAGGUAUUGUAAGUGGUGGUCCCUAUGGUUCCAAACAAGGAUGUCGUCCCUAUGAAAUCGCCCCCUGUGAACAUCAUGUCAAUGGCACACGUCCCCCCUGUGAUGGUGAACAUGGCAAAACUCCCCGUUGCCAGCAUCAAUGCCAAGCUUCCUACAACAUUGACUACAAGACGGAUAAACACUACGGGUCAAAGGCUUACUCGGUUAGCAGAAAUAUUCAGGAUAUCCAAAAGGAAAUAAUGACAAAUGGACCAGUGGAGGGUGCCUUCACCGUCUAUGAAGAUUUAAUUCUCUACAAGGACGGAGUUUAUCAACAUGUUCAUGGCAAAGAAUUGGGCGGUCAUGCUAUUCGCAUUUUGGGCUGGGGUGUUCAAAAACCGGAGAAUACACCAUACUGGUUGAUUGCCAACUCCUGGAAUACUGAUUGGGGUAAUAAUGGAUUCUUUAAAAUUCUACGUGGUGAAGAUCAUUGCGGCAUUGAGAGUUCCAUUUCUGCUGGCUUGCCAAAGCUAUAAAUG